AUGGCGACCAUCUCUGUUUUCUAUACCUUCCUGUGGCUCUCCGUUACCUGGCUACUGUACAAGGGUAUCAGUCGGCUCUAUAUUCGUCGGCAACAUGCUAUCAAGUCUCGCAAGCUGGACUGUGAGCCAGCACCACUAUGGCCUGCAACACAUAUGGGCAUCUCGACGAUCAAACAAAUGAUGGCGGCUCAAAAGGCAGGUCGUUUUCCCGCGUAUCUCCGUGAGCGGGAGGAGACCUUGUCCGAAACUGAACACAGACCUGUGCAUACUAUGCGCCUUUCUAUUCUUGGUAAUGAGGCUCACUUCACCUCGGAUCCCAAGAACAUCCAAGCUUUACUGGCAACUCAGUUCAAAGACUUCGGGCUAGGGUCCGCGAGGAUCGGAAACUUUGGUCCCUUGAUGGGUGAUGGUAUUUUCGCCUCUGAUGGCAAAAGAUGGGAACACUCACGAGCAUUGCUCCGACCGCAAUUUGCUCGCGACAACAUCAGUGACCUUGAGCUAGAGGAGGUGCAUGUGCAGAACAUGAUGCAAGCCUUACCCGUCAGUGCUGAUGGCUGGGUCGAUGAGACUAAUGCACAGCUUCUCUUCUUCCGUCUCACUCUGGACAGCUCCACCGAAUUCCUGUUCGGUGAGAGCAUUGACACUCAACUCGCAGCUCUUCGAGGCGGAGAGGCUGGAGCCGCUGCAGCUUGGAGGGACGAGAAGGUGUUCGGCACCGCCAUCGACAGCUCGCAAGGCUAUCUGUUCAAAGGCGCUCGGUUCGGAAACUACUACUGGAUGGCACAUGACAAGCACUUCAAGAAGCUCUGCAAGGACGUUCACAACUUCGCCGACUACUACGUGGGCAAAGCAAUUAAGGCACAAGAUUCCGAGAAAAGGGCUCCAUCUCCCAGCAAGAAAUUUGUCUUCCUCGAAGAGCUAGCUGCGCAAACCCGAGACCCAAUCGAGCUCCGGACCCAACUGCUCAACAUCUUGAUUGCUGGUCGCGAUACUACUGCCUGUCUGCUCAGCUGGAUGUUGUUGCUUCUUGCGAAGAAUCCCGAUGUCUUUGAGAAGCUCCGUGAAACUGUCAUCCGCGACUUUGGCAGUUACGAGAAUCCUAGAGACAUCACUUUCGUGUCCCUUAAGGACUGUCAAUACCUUCAGCAUUGUUUGAACGAAGCACUUCGCGUUUAUCCGGUCGUCCCCAUGGACGGUCGGCGUGCCUUGACGGACACUACCAUUCCUCGCGGAGGUGGCGCAGACGGUCUAUCGCCCAUCUUCAUCCCCAAAGGCACUGAUGUCAGUUACUCUGUGUACGUCAUGCAUAGACGUAAGGAUAUUUGGGGUGAGGAUGCCGACGAAUUUAAGCCGUCGCGCUGGACCUCGAAGCGACCCGGUUGGGACUAUCUGCCAUUCAACGGAGGUCCCAGAAUAUGCAUCGGCCAGCAGUUCGCGCUCACUGAAGCUAGUUAUGUCAUGGUCCGACUACUUCAACGAUUCGAUAAGAUCGAGCCCACCGGACCAACUCUCGAUGCCGAGCCGAAGAUGCGCUUGACCCUUACCUGCUGCCCUGCAGAUGGUGUCUGGGUCAGGAUGAGACAAGCGAAAGAUGUCGCAUCUCACUGA
This is a messenger RNA of Aureobasidium subglaciale EXF-2481, 1608 nucleotides long. RefSeq lists its product as uncharacterized. The transcript has 2 exons. Gene Ontology annotation, molecular function: iron ion binding; heme binding; oxidoreductase activity, acting on paired donors, with incorporation or reduction of molecular oxygen, reduced flavin or flavoprotein as one donor, and incorporation of one atom of oxygen. The record is from RefSeq and is a predicted model, not a curated record. NCBI's taxonomy places the organism in Eukaryota, Fungi, Ascomycota, Dothideomycetes, Dothideales, Saccotheciaceae. The coding region runs from base 1 to 1608 and encodes 535 amino acids.